Echinostoma caproni is the source of this 1086-nucleotide messenger RNA. NCBI's taxonomy places the organism in Eukaryota, Metazoa, Platyhelminthes, Trematoda, Plagiorchiida, Echinostomatidae. The record is from the annotation of a GenBank genome assembly.
AUGCUGUUGACAAAACUUAAAGCGGAACUGAAUUGCCCAGUGUGUCAAGUGACCUUUCAACAACCGUUGCUGUUACCAUGCGGUCAUUCUGUGUGUACAGCUUGUGCAAACAAAUUGUGGUUCUCUCGCGAAACUGUGCGAUGGUCUGCGAAAACCACCCCUGUAGACAGUGCGCGUUGUACAAGUUCUGGAACUGGCAGUUACACAGAAGAUGCUGUGAGUGAAGCCGAUUCUGGUGUGGUUGUCGGUUGUGGGGGUGAUAGCAACGGAAGUUUGAAUAACGCUCAAUUGUUACCCGCUCCUUUGGCACAAUCACCAGGUUUGAACUCGUUCGGACGGGAGCCUUGUCCGGUAUGCGCUUCUGUGCCUCGACUACCGAUUGAUGUGAUCAAUGCAACAGCCACAACAAAUACGAUAGACCUAGCACAGAAUUGGUGGCCCAGAAAUGUCGCGCUGGAAAAACUGAUCGUUCGACUCACGGAAUCCACGGCAGAUACAGUUGGGAAUGGGGACAGAACCGCAGAAAUGCGUUCACACAAAUUGACCAAAGGAGUCCUGUGUCAAACUAACGGUGUACACAACCGUAUCCAAUGUCAACUUUGUUCCGCCGGCCCGGAGCGAAUUCCGGGCGACGCAGUGUCUUUUUGUGAUCAGUGUCAGCUUCUCUAUUGUGCUUCAUGCCAGUCAAAAUGGCAUCCCCCGAUCGGGACUUUGGCCGGACAUAAAUUAACCCUAGCACAACAUGUGACCUCACAAACGCUCACUAAAUUGUGUCAGCUAACCGCGAGCGGAGUACAAUGCUCGGAACACGUGGGCCAGACGUGUCACCUGUUCUGCACGAACUGUACCACUCUGUUGUGCACGCUAUGUCUCACACCCCGGAAUUGCAUCGAUUCCCUGCCAGCCACCGGUCAUGCCCAAACUCCAAUCGGCACCUGUCCUAUGCCCUAUACUGACACCAAUCUGGCACGUGGGUCACCUGUGCCACAUGCCGGUCAUGUGAUAUGCUCGGCCACUAGUCAGGUGAAACGGCAAAAGGUGAGUCAUCCAUCGGGGGUGGGGUGGGGUGGUGCCGAAAUGCAGUAA